Lachancea fermentati is the source of this 852-nucleotide messenger RNA. NCBI's taxonomy places the organism in Eukaryota, Fungi, Ascomycota, Saccharomycetes, Saccharomycetales, Saccharomycetaceae. The record is from the annotation of a GenBank genome assembly.
AUGAGUGACAGUGUAGAAAAACAGGAGGCAAGGGUCCUUCAUACACAUAUUCCACCUGUUCCGGAAGGAAUGUCAAAAUCUCAAUGGAAGAAAGUGUGGAGAAAGCAACGGAUCCAGGAAACAAAAUCACAAUAUACUGCUAUUCGCAAGGAGAAACGUCUCAAGGCUAGAGAAAAGAAGAGAGCCAAGAUACAGGAAUUUAUAGAUCGUGGCGAAGAAAUUCCGGAAGAACUGAAGAGAAAACCCAGAGUAAACCUCAACCAAAAGGAUUCGGGGAUCAAAAUCAUCGUAGAUUGCGCGUUCGAUGACCUAAUGAAUGAUCGAGAAAUAGUCAGUAUGAGCACUCAAAUUACGCGUGCAUACAGCUGGAACAAGCGCGAGAACCAUUUUGCAGAUGUUAAGGUCACCAGCUUCAACAAACGGCUGAAGCACAGGUUCGACACGGACCUGCACAAUUCGUUCCACGACGAAUGGAAACACUUCAAGUUCACGGAAGAUGCAGAGCUGCCAACGGAGAACGCUGUGUAUUUAACCGCGGAUACUGAGGAUACAUUAGAAACCCUAGAGCCUGGUAUGACCUAUAUAGUCGGAGGAAUCGUCGACAAGAACAGGCACAAGCUUCUGUGCUACAACAAGGCCAAGGAAUUGGGCAUACCCACCAAAAGACUACCUAUUUCAGAUUACAUCAAGCUAUGUGGCCGGCAAGUACUCACCACUGCGCACGUGAUCCAAAUUAUGCUCAAAUAUUUUGACAAUCAUGACUGGAAAGAAGCCUUUGAGAGUGUGCUGCCUCCAAGAAAACUCGAAGAUAGCUCUCCAGAGUCCACUGAAGCCACUGGUAAGGAGGAAUGA